Cylindrotheca closterium is the source of this 3300-nucleotide messenger RNA. Lineage: Eukaryota; Bacillariophyta; Bacillariophyceae; Bacillariales; Bacillariaceae. The record is from the annotation of a GenBank genome assembly.
AUGCCCUCUCAAUCAGAAAGAUCAUCGCCCCGUUUUCGGAGAAAAGAGAAGGGAACAUCUAGCGAGAAGAAUGGAGCUCAAACAUCUACACCAGUCGAAAAAAAUCUCAAAUCUGCAAGAAAGAUGAUAUCAAUGACAGGGGAAGUUUCUUCAGCAUCUCCUGAUUUGACCGACCUCCGCAAGAGACAGUCCCAUGGUUUAGCGCCACCAUCGUCUUUCGAAGCGUUGGUAUCCCCACCGAGACGACUCAGAAAUUCAAUUGCAGUUACACCAAAAAUUCCUUCCUUCGCAUCUCCUGGACAAGCAGCUUCAUUGUUUCGCAAGAAGAAAAGUCGAGCUCGAUAUCCAGCCCCACCGCCACCUGAAACAUUCUAUGAGUCUUCGCCAUCACCUGAUGGCAGAAAGGAAGGAAGGAAAGUUGAAGGCAAUGCGUCCAACGAUGAUUUUCCAUCGUCGGAUACUUGCGGAUUAGAGGACGUUGAAGAGGCUGAGAAGGUUUCAGUGGCUGAGAAGGUGGAGGAGUCGAGCUUUCAUCAGCGAAUGCAUUGUAGCAUCUCUUCGCCCCCUCUGAUGAAUAGUCCAGAAAGCCCCUCGUCUGGACGAGGACGAAAAGCGAAAAAUAGCGACUCAGAACAACAAGCGGCGAUGAUGAAGAGGAGUUUAUCCCCUCCACCUUUGUCACCUGAAGUGGAUUCCAAUUUACCAGAACGGGGAAGGAAACUAAAAGUGCUCGCCCCAGACCUUCCAUUGACUUUCAGAAAGACUACGUCUGGCUCCAGUUCACGGUCCGUGUCGCGAUCGAUAUCACCAUCCGUAUCUCGAUCAUCUCGAUCCGAGUCACCAUCAGUUUCACCAGAUGGACGAAAAGCACAAUCGAUGGCGGCUAAUUUCUUCUCAUCUUUGUCAUCGCCGACUGGAGCUGGUGCAGAAUUCCGGCGAAGAGAAUCCGUUUCCUCAGGGCCACCGCCCUCUUUCAAACAUUUGGUAUCUCCUGAGUCGAUGCGAGGAAGGAAGUCGAUCGCAGUGCCAGAUGGCUUGUCGUCAGUCUCAGGUCAUGGUGGCCCAGGCGCAACAUUUCGAAAAAGAGAAUCCAUGUCUCCAGGUGCCCCGCCCUCUUUUCGAGCUGCAGCACUAUCUCCGGGGUCGUUGCGAGGAAGGAGAUCGGUUGCAGUACCGGGUGGGCUAUUGUCGGCUUCAUCUCAUGAUGGCCCAGAUGGGUCGUCGAGAGGAAGGAGAUCGGUUGUAGUACCAGAUGGCCUGUCGUCUGUAUCAUCUCAUGAUGGUCCAGGAGCGAAAUUCCGCAGGCGAGAGUCCCUGUCAGAAUCUCCGGCAUCUAUUGCAGCGCGUGGUGGCUUCUUGUUGUCGGUUUCAUCUCAUGAUGGCCCAGGUGCUAGCCCAGGUGCUAUGUCUCCGGGGUCGUUGCGAGGAAGGAGAUCGAUCGCAGUAUCAGGCGGCUUGUUGUCGACUUCAUCUCAUGAUCGCCCAGGUGCCGUAUCUCCGGGGUCGUUGCGAGGAAGGAGAUCGGUUGGAGUACAAGGUAGUUUAUUGUCGGCUUCAUCUCAUGAUGGCCCAGGUGCCACAUCUCCGGGAUCGCUUCAAGGAAGGAGAUCGGUUGCAGUUUCAGGUGCCUUAUCAUCUCGCGAGAAUUCUAUUUCGCCCUCUGUGUCACCAGAAAGAUGGAAACCAAAAUCGAUGUCUACUUUUUUGUCUCCUGGUUCAGAUCAAGGUGGAAUCAAAGAAGGGUUCGGUCAAAGGGGAUCACAACACAAUUCAUCAAAAGGUCUUACAACUCCACCGUCAUCAAGGAGGUCAUUUGCGGUACCAGGUGACCUAUCAUCUCUUUCAGCUCACGGACCACGGCGAACAAGGCAGUCCAUCGCAAUCAUUGGCAACUUGUCUUCUCUUUCGUCUCAUGAUGGCGGAGGUUCUCUCAACGCUUUGGUAACUCCAACACAAUUGGGUAGGAAAGGGCUUGGAAUGAUCAAUGAAAAAGAAAUUCCUUCUUUUGCCUCUCCUCGUGGACAGAAGAUGCAGGCGAGCAAGAAAUGGACAUCGACCUAUUUAGACAAGCCAAUGGGCGGUCCCAGAGGAGCAGUGAAGAAGAAUAAAAAAGAGAUGUCCCCUGUUGCACUUGGCCAAUUGAGCGGCUCGUAUAUGGAAAAGUCGCCAGGAGGAUUCAACAGCCGCGUGUCGAUGUCGCCAGGAAGCCUUUCCAGAUUGUCUAUAUCGAAAAUGGCCAUGGUUAUGCCUCAAAAUUUGGAUGAUACUCCCGAAGAUAUUAGUAUUCAGGUGACAAUUCCAGAUAUCGAAUUGAAAAUCCUGGCUCGUAAAGAGCAACAAAAAAAGGCACUAGAAUAUUCCGUUCCUGAACACAUCCGAAAGUACCGUGAGCGAGAAGAACGGGUAAAGACAGCAGCUGAGGAAAAGGAAUAUCAACAGCGAGAACUGGCAAUCGCCUACAUUUAUGGAUGGGCAGCUAGAACCAGGUAUAAGAAUAUGAGACGAGAAAGAGACAAGAAACUAGCGAAGAUCGCAAAGGAGAAAUCUGCCAUGGAGCUAAGGUACCGGUCUGCUCUGAGGGUGCAGACAAGAUACAGAAUGUAUGUUAAACGAAAACGAUAUCUGCAUUUGAUUGAUUGCCGGCGGAGGAGAGCGAAGAAUAGUAAGCAGAUCAAAAAGAUAGAAAAAAGGCUUGCCAAGAUCCCGAAGGAGGCAUCAGCUGAACUGAAGACAUUGAAAAAGGAACAUUUAAAGAAAAAGAAGGAAAUGAAGAGAGAAAUGAAGAAACUGAAAGUCACGGAUGCAGAACAACAGAACCAAAACUUGAUUGAAUAUCUCAGAGAAGAGAACAGAAAACUCAGAGAAUUAAGACAGUCAAUGCAAGCGGAUCACAGCUUGUUACAAAAACAGUUUGGGAUGUUGGAUACGAAGUCUGCCGAGAUUGAUAAAAGAUUCAACAGCCUUAAAAAGUUUGUGGCGCACAAGAACGAGUCACUUCAGAAGACUGAAACUGUUCUACAAAAGUGCAGGCAUAAGUACCUCCCAAAUCAUCGGAAGGAACUUGCCAACCGGAACCUGCACUGUGUCAUAGAGAUGCGAAUAAAGGAUUUGUACCAGAAACGACUGGAUAGGAUCCUGGAUGAAGUCAGUACUGUAGCCAAGGAGCGAGAACUCCGCAAGGACGCCAAAAGGGCGACGAGAGAGGUCAACCGGGAGCUUUCCAAACUCCCUGUCUUAGAAAAACCAGCAGACUUGAUAGAACUACUGGAAGAAUUGGAUUGGACACGUAAAUAUUCUUAA